Messenger RNA from Diatraea saccharalis (sugarcane borer), 862 nucleotides. The record is from the annotation of a GenBank genome assembly. NCBI's taxonomy places the organism in Eukaryota, Metazoa, Arthropoda, Insecta, Lepidoptera, Crambidae.
AGUGUCUGGUUUCUUUCUUUUUGAAAGGAAGGAUUCAUAUUUAAUUCUUUUGUGUAUUCUAGUAUGAUACUGUUUUAUUGACAUUUGAUUUAAUUAUUUCACUAAAUUAGCUUUAACAAUGGCGGACAGAGAUCUUACCAUGGGUCCCCGGGAAGGCAUUACAUACCCAAUAAAAGUGCAGUAUUGCGGGAAUUGCUCAAUGCCGAUAGAAUAUUGUGAAUAUUAUCCUGAAUAUGAUAAAUGUAAACAAUGGCUUGAAAAAAACUUACCCACUGAAUUUGAAAAAGUUAAAAUUGAUGAAGAAGAGAAUGCGGGUGGAGAAGAGGAAAAAAAGCGACAAAAACGAGGGGGCAAAGGUAUGUUGAAGUCAAAGAAGAAGGAAGAUGUCCCCAAGCUAGUUCAAGUUUCUCGUGCUCCUCGUGGAAAGAAAAAAUCUGUUACUGUUGUGUCAGGACUCAGUACUUUUGAUAUUGACUUGAAAGUGGCUGCAAAGUUUUUUGGAACAAAGUUUGCAUGUGGUUCUUCUGUUACUGGUGAUGAUGAGAUUGUAAUCCAAGGAGAUGUAAAAGAUGAUCUUUUUGAUAUUAUACCAGAAAAAUGGCCAGAGAUCGAUGAAGAUAGUAUUGAAGAUUUAGGAGAUCAGAAGAGAUAGUUAAAAUAUUUAAUAUUGACUCUUUUAUGUCCAUAUUUAUUAGCAGAACUUCAGUGAAAUGUAUUGUUUUGUGUUCAAAUCAUAUUUUCUGUCAAGUAUUUAAUGUCCUCAAGUAUUAAUAGUUGAGGAAAAACUAAUAGUUGAGGAUUCUAUUACAUUAAACAACAUUUUCCAAUGUUUUAUAUCAGCUAAGUUUAUAGCUUAUAAUUU